AUGGGAGGAAAGCCUUGUUGCGAUAAAGUUGGAUUAAAACGAGGUCCAUGGACGAUCAACGAAGAUCAUAAGCUGAUGAACUUUAUCUUCAACAAUGGUACUAUUCCUUUCUGGCGACAUGUUCCCAAGCUUGCCGGUCUUUCAAGAUGGGGGAAAAGUUGCAGAUUAAGAUGGAUAAAUUAUCUUAGACCAGAUCUUAAGAGAGGAUCAUUUACGGAAUUCCAAGAAGAUGAGAUUGUUCUUCUUCAUUCUCGUCUCGGUGGUCUAAGAUUGCUUCGCAUUUUCCCGGUCGAACCGACAAUGAAAUCAAGAAUCAUUGGAAUACUAAAAUCAAGAAAGCUGCUCGGUUUAGACCCCGUGACACACAAGCCUGUCGAGAAAACCGAUGGUAAUAAGAAACAAGAAGAUAGGUCAAAGUCGGAUGAUGCUCCAUGCAAGGAGGUUGAAGAAAUUCAAGUGACUUUGGGUGAAACAAAUGAUUUGUUGAACGACUACGUAAUGUUGUGUGGAAGCUUCGAUUUGGAUUCUUCAUACACAUCUUCGUUUUUGAUGGAAGGAUCCAACAAUCCUUCAAUGGCUCAAGAAGAAGACUCUUUGAAGCAAUGGGUUGAUUGUGUGGAUUCAUUUCUCUCAUGGGAUGAAAACUUUAUUCCUCUGGAACCAAAAAUUCAUUCCUCCUGGGAAAAGAAAAGUGAUUCAGAUUGA
This is a messenger RNA of Hibiscus syriacus, 705 nucleotides long. RefSeq names its product myb-related protein 315-like. The transcript has 3 exons. Bases 1 to 705 code for a protein of 234 amino acids. Lineage: Eukaryota; Viridiplantae; Streptophyta; Magnoliopsida; Malvales; Malvaceae. The record is from RefSeq and is a predicted model, not a curated record.